Spizellomyces punctatus DAOM BR117 is the source of this 1590-nucleotide messenger RNA. RefSeq lists its product as uncharacterized. The transcript is spliced from 10 exons. The coding region runs from base 184 to 1509 and encodes 441 amino acids. NCBI's taxonomy places the organism in Eukaryota, Fungi, Chytridiomycota, Chytridiomycetes, Spizellomycetales, Spizellomycetaceae. The record is from RefSeq and is a predicted model, not a curated record.
CAUUUGGCACCUGUUCAUCGUCCACCUGCAUUCGAGACAUUAUCCUGAAGUUUAUCACAAACUCGUUGUUGCCUGAAGAAACGCUGAAAUCAUAACUGCUUGUAUCAGCGACCCGGACCUGAGUGUCUUCUAGUUGUUGAAGACCAAGGACAAAGUCAGGGUGCCUCCACAUUCGUCAGAAGGAUGAGCACCGGGCCUUUUCGUCCCGAGCUUAUACCUUUACCAAGAUCUCUUUCCUCGGAUGGUGGCGAAAAUGGAAUGCACGAUGAGGCGAGCGAUACCAGCGAUGACGACCUAUCGUCGGUGGCCCCUUCUGCCGAUGCGCAUUCAGAUCGUGGCACUCCAAUGGACGAUGCUAGCAGUCGGGUACCAACUGAAGUCGGUGCUCAACUGCAUGCAAUCCCUCCUGUAGUUAAUUCAGCGCAAGAGCCUUCUGCUAUGAGCUUACUCCGGCAAGAGACAGUUGUAAGACGACAGAAAAUGGCUGUGGACGAGUACGGCUUUUAUCGUGACCCCUCCCCGACGAAUCACAGCCACCCCUCUUCAGCGGCAAUAGGCAUGGCGCAAAGUGGCAAGCAGAAGGUUUCCGUUGGGAGCAAAGAGCAGCAGUGGCUGGAUCUUCUGUCCCAUUGGGAUAAGCAGUUUGCUAAAAAGCGAUCCAAGAUAAAGAAGUUGGGCAGGAGCGGGAUCCCGGAAUCACUACGAGCAAAAGCUUGGACCGCUCUGGCGGGAAGCGAUAAACUAAAAGAGCCAGGAAUAUAUGAGCGGUUGUUGGCCGAAGGAAACUCUCCCUUGUUCGAAGUGAUUGAACGGGAUAUUAGUCGAUGCUUUCCAGAACAUAGCAUGUUUGCGGAGGAAGGGGGCGAAGGGCAAACAAAUCUACGGAAUGUUUUGCGCGCGUACGCCGUUUACAAUCCCGAGAUCGGAUACUGCCAAGGGAUGGGGAUGCUGGCGGGGAUGAUGCUAAUGCACAUGCCGCCUGAGGAAAGCUUUUGGUUGCUCGUUAGUACCUUGGAAAAGCACCUCAAAAACUUUUUCACACCCGUGCUUCUGCAGCUGCGUAUGGAUGCGGCAGUGUUUGAGGUUCUGCUUCAUAAAACAUCCAAGCGAUUGGCUGUCCAUCUGGAUAAGCAAGAAGUUCCCCCUCUGAUGUACAUAACACAAUGGUUUCUGACACUAUAUACAACGACAUUGCCCUGGGAUACAGUGCUCCGAGUAUGGGAUAUGUUGUACUGCGAAGGAGUCAAGCCAUUAUUUCGGAUUGGUCUGGCCAUAUUACGGGUCAAUAGAGAUACCUUGUUGAAGCAAUGUCCGACGAACGCGGAGAUACUCAGCCUACUACUUCACCUUCCUAGGGACAAGCUCGAGGCAGAUCAUUUGGUUGAAGCCUCUUUGCGGGUCAAAAUUAGGCGAGCAGACAUCGACCAUCUGCGAAAGCGAAUUUCCCUCAUGGAAAUCCCAGAGAGGGGGACGGUAAGCCUUCUGCGUAAACAGAGGUCCCCACAUUAAGGGGCCCCACAUACAAAAGCCCGAGAUAUAUAUUUCCUUAUAUAAAAAUGUUUUGACCAUCGCUGUCAACCCCAUGCAAAG